Molecule: messenger RNA, 3000 nt
Organism: Plectropomus leopardus (leopard coralgrouper)
Lineage: Eukaryota; Metazoa; Chordata; Actinopteri; Perciformes; Serranidae
Gene: fbln1
Product: fibulin 1
Biological process (GO): extracellular matrix organization
Cellular component (GO): extracellular region
Molecular function (GO): peptidase activator activity; calcium ion binding
Source: RefSeq, a predicted model, not a curated record
GUCAUAAUUGGACGCUCAUUCCUCCAGUCACGCUGCAGCUGCGACUCACUCAGCUCCAUCACAUCCACCUCUUUCCCGCGGAGUCAGUCUUUCUUUUUUUCAAGGAGAGCUACUGUUUAUUCACUCAUCCUGCACAAGAACCAGCAUCGGGAAAGCUCAAAGCUCUCGGACUUCUUUUUUUUUUCUCCCCACAAGUUAAAUCUCUUUUUCAUUCAAUGGGUCCGUGUGUAGUGCUGCUCUGCUCUCUGUUCGGAGUUCUCCUUGGCCAAGGAGCAGAGCCGAUCUCCAUAAAGGACUGUUGUAAAGAUGGCCAGAGGCAUGCCAGUGUUAACACAGACUGCGCGUCCCUCCCUCUCAUGUCUGAGUCAACCACAUGCAGGAUAGUGCAGGAGCAGUGCUGUGUAACAGUGCUGGAGGAUAACAUGUGCACCACUGGUAUCAACAUGGCCAAAGACCAAGGAGCCUGCGAUUCUUUAUUCACCAACACCUGUGAGACCAAGACUACGAAGAUGUGCUGUGACUGUUGUCUUCUGGGGAAGGUAGCCCAGGAGCAGGGCCUAACCUGUGACCACAACCUGUCAGUGGGUUACCAGUGUAGCCUGGUGUUCCGGGCCUGCUGCGUGAAUGAAGCUGCAGACAACCAGACCACACCCACAGCAAAAACUGAAUUUCUAAACACGGAUGAAACCAAUGGAGACAAUAGAGAUAAUUCAGUCUUAAGUGAGCUCUGCCAAGGUAAAUGUGCUCAUAACUGUGUGGGCAAUGACACUUGCAACUGCUUCAAAGGCUACAAACUCAAGCCAGAUGGAAAGAGCUGUGAAGAUAUCAAUGAGUGCCUGCUGGGAGCCAGCAACUGUCGGGCAGGAGAGCGCUGUAUCAACACAGACGGUUCCUUCCGUUGCCAGAGAGAGGUCAGCUGUGGGACUGGCUAUGAACUCACUGACAACAACAACUGCAAAGAUAUUGACGAGUGUGAGACUGGAAUCCAUAACUGUGGCCCGGAGUUUGAGUGCCAAAACACCCAAGGGUCAUUCCGUUGUCUCCCUAAGGUCAAGUGUGGUGCUGGCUUUAUCCAGGAUGCCCUUGGGAACUGCAUUGAUAUCAAUGAAUGUGUUAGCCAGACAGGCCCAUGCCACCGCGGGCAGACCUGUAUCAACACAGUUGGAUCCUACAUCUGCCAGAGGAACUCUGUUAACUGCGGUCGAGGAUACCACCUCAACGAAGAGGGCACACGCUGUGUUGAUAUUGAUGAGUGUAAGGGCCCUGAAAAGGUUUGUGCAGGUCAUGGUUGCAUCAACCUGAUGGGCUCCUACCGCUGUGAGUGUGAGGGUGGCUACAUCUUUAACAGCAUCAGUCGGACUUGUGAGGAUAUUAAUGAAUGCAGGCACUAUCCUGGCCGCCUGUGUGCUCAUAAGUGCGAAAACACUCUGGGAUCCUACCUGUGUAGCUGCACUAUCGGCUUCAAGCUAGCUGCUGAUGGCAGGAACUGUGAUGAUUUGAAUGAGUGUGAGAGCAACCCAUGCAGUCAGGAGUGUGCCAACGUGUACGGCUCCUACCAGUGUUACUGUCGCCGUGGCUACCAGCUCAGUGACAUAGAUGGCAUGACUUGUGAAGAUAUAGAUGAGUGUGCCCUGCCCACUGGAGGUCAUAUUUGCUCAUAUCGCUGUCACAACACUCCUGGCAGCUUCCACUGUUCAUGUCCUGUUACUGGCUACACUUUGGCACCGAAUGGCCGCAGCUGCCAGGACAUUGACGAAUGCGUGACGGGAACACACACAUGCUCGGAGAAUCAGAGCUGCUUUAAUGUACAGGGAGGGUUCAGAUGCUUGUCCUUCGAAUGUCCGAACAACUACCGGCGCGUUGGAGAUACUCGAUGUGAACGCUUGCAUUGCAAUGAGUCUGUCGAGUGCCUGGCCAUGCCCCUGAGAAUAACCUACUACUACCUCACCUUCCCCACCAACAUUCCCGUCUUCACCAACAUCUUCCGCAUGGGCCCCACACACACCGUGGCUGGCGAUGACAUCCAGAUUGUUAUCACCGCUGGCAACGAGGGCGGUUUCUUCAAGACGGAGAAGGUGCCCACAGGCGGCGUGAUGUCGGUGGCAAGGCUCAUCAACAAGCCACAGGACUUCGAUCUGUCUCUGGAGCUAAGGCUGCGUCGCUACGGCACUCUCAGCACGUAUCUGGCUAAAGUGAUGGUGUUUGUUACCCAGGAGGAGCCCAGAGUACCUUACAAUCCCCUACUAGAAUAAACACAAGAGUAUAGUUACACAAGUUACUACAGUCUUAAAAAAGAUGUGUCAUUUUUAAUACAUUGCUCCAUAGAGGAAAAAAGGACACCCCCCCCCAAAAAAAAAUAUAUAUAUAUAUGUUUGAGAGAUGACCAUACAUUAUGUUGAUAGCAAAGCAUGGUGAUGCCAUGUAGACUACUGCAUGUGAUGUAAUGCAUAGAUAUAUCCAUUUAAAUAUACAUAUAAAUUAGGAUUUGCAGUGACUACUUAUUCAUCUUUAUAACCACAGAUCAUUUAUUUGUCUUUCUUUCAUAGAUGUAUGCAAUUAGGUUAAGGCUUGCCUCAACAUGUGAAUUAUGCUAAUUCUAAUAAAUCACAAAUAUGACCCUGUUCAACACUAAACACUUGUUAAAAAUGACACAUCAUUUUUAAGAGAGGAUAUGAAAAAAAAGUUACAACACACAAAAUCAAGAGAAAGAAGCACAGCUUUUAAGUACAUAAUCAACUUUUUAACACUACAAUUAAGGAUCAUUAUUCAGCAGUACAAAUUAGGGUCCAAUUGAAUGUAUCCUCUUGGAGGCGAAGCAUCGUGAUAGCCGCUAGGUGGCGUUCUAGGUCAGAGUAAAUCAUCAAAUGGUAACGACCCAAGACUGCCUACAACUGAGUGUAAUUUGAUGAUGGUUGCAUGAUAAAGUCUGACGUUUUGCAGUAUUUUAUGGUUUAUGUGUUGGAUGAACAGUUUUCUAUUAAAAUUGAAAUAGAAAUAACA